Molecule: messenger RNA, 2980 nt
Organism: Doryrhamphus excisus (bluestripe pipefish)
Lineage: Eukaryota; Metazoa; Chordata; Actinopteri; Syngnathiformes; Syngnathidae
Gene: rorc
Product: RAR-related orphan receptor C
Biological process (GO): regulation of transcription by RNA polymerase II
Cellular component (GO): nucleus
Molecular function (GO): nuclear receptor activity; zinc ion binding; RNA polymerase II cis-regulatory region sequence-specific DNA binding
Source: RefSeq, a predicted model, not a curated record
UUCAAAUGAAAUAAAACCAUUACCGUUACCAUUACAAUAUAUUAAUAUAACAAUGCAAGCACAUUAGCAACAAAAAACAUUGAUUUUUGUUCAAAUAAGCACAAAGUCGAUCUGAUCACACGAGUAUCGAUCCGCCACCCCCACUAUUGUGUACCAACAUAGUAUGGAUUAAUUGUACGUGUAUGGUACUUCCUCACUGGCCCGAUGCCCAAUGCCCAAUGCAGACCGCUGCCAUUGCAUAAGAGGCGGUGACGUAACUCGGGGCCAGCGCGCUCGGAGGCACCGGAGCCCGGAGGAGGGCGAAGGAGGAGGCGGGGGACUUGCCCAGGGGACACCGGUACUGCCGCACCUCGCUCCGAGUCCUCUCACUGCUCAUUCGGUUCUUGCUUCCGAACUCGGCGAGGCUGGUCCAAGCCCGUCUUCCGGGAACUCUCGUGAAGACAGGAAGUGGUCCCGAUGGCAGCGCAUGUUUUGAAAUGUCUGCGUCGGCCUGGACGCUAGAACAACAGGUGUUUGUGGUGAAAGUGAUGGACUAUGAUCAAUUUGACGCGCCCCCUGCUGAUAAUUCCAUCAAAAGAGGAGGAAACGUGUCCAAGAAGACUCAUUUGACCCAGAUUGAAGUUAUCCCGUGCAAGAUCUGCGGUGAUAAGUCCUCUGGAGUGCAUUAUGGAGUCAUCACAUGCGAGGGCUGCAAGGGAUUUUUCCGUCGUAGCCAGCUGCCCACGGUGUCCUACUCCUGCUCCAGACAGAGUAACUGCACCAUCGACCGGUCCAGCCGCAACCGAUGCCAGCACUGCCGCUUGCAGAAGUGCUUGGCCCAAGGCAUGAGCAAAGACGCCGUGAAGUUUGGACGCAUGUCCAAGCGCCAGCGCGACUCCCUCAUCGCUGAAGUGGAGCGGCACCGACAGCAGCAGCAGCAGCAGCUACAAAUGGACGCCCAGUCAGGCUCGUCCUACACCACCAAGGAGCGCCAAGACUGCUCCUCACAGCUGCUUCAGCCCGUGGCUUCAGCCUACUCCUACAGCGCGGAGUCUGAACUUCUGUCCUUCACCGCUGAUGUCCACCCCUACCUUCUGUGCUCCCCCAACCAGCCGCAAGUGUCUGAUAUCAUCUACAGGAGCUCCGCUAUCUCGCCAUCUUCCAGAACUCUCAUGAGGUUGGACGCCAGUGGACACGCUGACAUAAGAGGAUUGGACUCGAGAUCAUCGUCACAUGACCUGAUGGCGAUUCAUCCCUACAACCAGACCGAGGACCCUCGCGGCCCCUACUCGCGUAAUAUAGAUGAGCUGUGCGCCAGCAUCGUCCGCUCCAACAAGGACACCUCCCAGUUCCGAGCGGAGGAGCUGCACGCGCUCAAGUGGAAGGUGUUCAGCAGGGAGGAGGUCCAAGCCUACCAGAACAAAUCAGUGGAUGAGAUGUGGCAGCACUGCGCGGUUCGUCUGACCGAUGCGGUGCAGUACGUGGUGGAGUUUGCAAAACACAUCCCCGGGUUCCGUCUGCUCAGCCAGAACGACCAGAUCGCCCUCCUCAAGACAGGUUCCAUGGAGGUGGUUCUGGUGAGGAUGAGUCGCUCCUUCAACACCGACAACAACACCGUCUUCUUCGACGGCAAAUUCGCCGGAAGUGAAGUCUUCAAGUCUUUGGCGUGCACCGAUUUGAUCGCGGCCGUGUUCGACUUUGCGCACAGCCUGUGCGCUUUGAAGCUCACCGAGCAGCAGGUGGCGCUCUUCAGCGCUCUGGUCUUGAUCAAUGCAGAUCGCCCGUGUCUGGAGGACAGAGUCAGGGUGCAGCGAGUGCAAAGAAGCGUGGAAUUGGGUCUGACACACGUUCUACGCAGAGACAACCGGGACAGCCUGAUGCAUAAGCUGUACCAGAGGAUGUCCGUGUUGCGUUCACUGUGCAGUCUGCACAUGGAGAAGUUGCGCUGGUUCAGUCGCCGCUACCCGCUUACCGCUCACACUCUCUUCCCUCCUCUCUACAAGGAGCUGUUUGCUUCUGAGGCGGAGCUGCUGCUUCUGCCCGAGGCCACACACUGAUCAAACACACACACACACACACACACACACCGACAACCGAUGACGUCAACGCCAAUCAUCAAUAGUAACAUCACGGUAAACUGUACAUGCAUACCGUAUUUUCCAGAAUAUUCAUUCGCACUUUUUUUUCCCCACGGUUUGACUGGUCCUGCCACUUAUACUCUGGGCGAAUUACUAUGUAUGUUUUUAUUCUACACACUCACAGCCACAAGAGGGCGCUCUAGCCUUGCGGUGCCAGUAUCUGCUACUCCCAUCACGCCCGUACCACCGAAUAUUUACAAAGUAAACAUCGACUGAAAAAGAUGGAUUACAAUCUGUAAGCAAGGGUAGUUAUGCUGUGUUCUUUAGGGUAAUGUUUGUUAGUACGAAUAACUGUUAGCAUAUGUUAGCAUACCGCAUAUUCACGUUACGUAUUUAGCUUGUUGUUCUCCGUUAACUUGAAAGUCAAUUUCCCUCCCAAAAUGGGACUUAUAUGUAUUUAUUUUUUUUAUUCGUGAUUUGUUUUUAUAGUCCGGAAAAUACAGUAAUACAUACAUAAUACAUGAUCUAUUUUUGUAAUUUGGAGAGUAGCCAUCGGUGACGUGGUCUGAGCUUGUAAGAAUAUAUCAUUCCGAUAAUUCAGUAUUAUUUUCAUAUCUUGAUGCUAUUUUGAAAUAUUCCAGACAAGCCUAUUUUUUUCUUCUUCUUGUUGUUAAUGCUACGUGUAAAUAUUUCUAUAAGUAUAAGAUAGCUUGCACUAUGACGUGAGUGUGUCCAGUUAUAAGCUGGUUUUGAUGCACGUGAAAAAACAAUGCUGAAAAAGGUUUGACUGGUGGAGCCUCGGUUAGCGUCCGCUCGUUGAAAACACACAAUUUUGACACAAUCUGUAUUUAUAUGCAUUUCCAGUUGUUUUCUGCAUAUUAAUGUAUACUUCUAAAACCAUAAAAAUGCAUUUUGUGUCACCA